UCUGAGACUGACACAGACUUGAGCUCUGCAGGAACAGCGUCCUUGCGGUUGGAAACUGUACUCAUCUGCCAGUUUUUGUUUUUAUUCUGUAAAGGAAGACUGAUCAUGAGUCAUAAGAUCAUCAGCUCCUAUAUUUGUCCCACAAGAGUCUGUCAUCUUGACCAGUGGGAUUAGGAUGAAAAUGUGAAAGUUGGAUUUUGUAAAUUAGUGGUUCUAACAGGCGCUAAUCCAGACCAUUGAUUUAAACGAGCUGAGGGAUGUGAGGGACACACAGCUGGUCAAGUUUGAUAUCAAACCCAAGAAAACGUGACUCCAACUGAGAGGAUGCAUGUAGUCUGGAUAUUUCUCCUAUUCAUUGAGGAGGGAUUUGCUCUGGCACAAAAGACUAAAGAUGGAGGCGCAGGAUCAAAAGUGGUAAACCCCUCUCAGCGGCCGCUGCAAUCUCGUCAGUGUGGAAACUGGGUACGAUACACAGAUGGUGGCAGCUUCAGCUCCCCAAACUACCCAAAUAUGUACCCUCCAAACAAGGAGUGCCUGUAUGUACUGGAAGCCCAGCCCCGCCAGAGGAUAGAGCUCCUGUUUGAUGACACCUUUUACAUAGAGGAGUCUUUUGAAUGUCGUUUCGACCACAUCGAGGUGCGGGACGGGCCGUUCAGCUUCUCGCCACUCAUCAAUCGCUACUGUGGCUCGGCCAGUCCUGGACUUGUCCUCUCCACUGGACGCUUCCUGUGGAUCCGCUUCUACAGUGAUGAAGAGCUGGAGGGGACUGGCUUCCAGGUCCAGUACAGCUUUACUGCAGACCCUGAAUUUCAUCUGCAUGUGGGAGGACUCUUAAACCCCAUCCCAGAUUGUCAGUUUGAGCUGUCUGGGGCUGAUGGCCUGAUCCGUUCCAGUCAGGUGGAAGAGGAUUUUAAAGUGAAGCCAGACCAGGCAGUGGACUGCAUCUGGACUAUACGAGCCCCAGCAAACAACAGGAUUUACCUGCAAUUCCUGGAAUACCAGAUGGAAAACUCAAACGAAUGUAAGAAGAACUUUGUGGCUGUUUAUGAUGGCAGUAAUGCAAUUGAGGACCUAAAGGCCAAGUUUUGUAGUACAGUAGCUAAUGACAUCAUGCUGGACACUGGUGUGGGAGUAGUGAGGAUGUGGGCUGAUGAGACAAGCCGUCUCAGCCGUUUCCGGAUGCUUUUCACUUCUUUUACAGACCCACCCUGCGGAAGCAGUGCAUUCUUUUGCGACAGUAACAUGUGCAUCAAUACUUCUCUGGUGUGCAACGGCAUGCAAAACUGUGUCUUUCCCUGGGAUGAAAGCAACUGUAAAGAGAAAAAGACAAAAAGUGUUUUUCACAACAUCACAAAGACUCAUGGAACAGUAAUCUGUGUGUCUACGGGUGUGGUGCUACUGCUCCUCAUCAUCUCCAUCCUGGUGCAAGUCAAACAGCCACGAAAAAAGGUGUUGGUACGUAAGAAUAACCUGUUCCAGCGGGCUGACUUCCAGGAAGUGUUUGACCCUCCGCAUUAUGAACUCUUUACUCUCAGAGACAAGGAAAUGUCUGGGGACCUUGGGGAGUUAUCAGAGGAACUCCAGUCCCUGCAGGCCCUCAGGAGAUCCUCGUCUGGCUCGCGCUGCAUUCACGAACACCAUUGUGGCUCCCAGGCUUCUGUUAACUCUAACAAAGCAAUUCAAGGUGCACAUGGCAUAGGCAGGGGAUUCAUGGAGCUCCCUCCUUUCAGAGGGGACAUCCAGAGCACCUUGCCUCCCUUCAGGGACUUGAACAGCAGUCUGCGGAAGAAGAGCUGGCCUAGUAUGAAACCAGGCCGCAUACAGGGCCAUCAUGGUAUGGGGGAUAGAGCACUGUGGCGGCAGGAUAGAGUGAUGGAAGAGGACGAAGAGGAGGACGAAGAUGGAAGAUAUGAUGUGUAUGUACGCAGAGCAGGAAGCCGAAGAGGGAAUUAUGAAAUGGACAAACAAAGAUCCUUGUCCAUGGACUUCUGAAAAGAAAAAGACAAGAUUAUCAUGGAAACUACUGCAGCAGCAACUUUUCAAUCAGUGCCACAGUUUGGCAACAGAAGUCUACGUAUUGACAAAAGAGAGGAGACUGAGUUUCAUUUAACACCACAGAACAGAUGUGUCUUACUUACCGUGAUCCUUGACUUCUUGGUGAGGUUGGGAAGCACAUGGUCUGCUACAGAGCAGGGCUCCAGGAGUUUUUAGAAAUUCAGGAUACUCAAGAAAUGCCGACUCUGUUCGGACACUGAAGCAGCCGACGGGGGGCUGUUAUCCUAUUUGUGAUCAGCGUAGAAGUGAAGACGGAUAAUAAAGCUGUGUAUUGUUCUGAUUAUCAGUGUAUUUUUGUAAAUACAUUUUACUGUAAAGCAAAUAGAUUUUGUUGAAAUUUG
Micropterus dolomieu (smallmouth bass) is the source of this 2396-nucleotide messenger RNA. It is a transcript of the gene neto2b, whose product is annotated as neuropilin (NRP) and tolloid (TLL)-like 2b. The record is from RefSeq and is a predicted model, not a curated record. The transcript is spliced from 12 exons. The coding region runs from base 325 to 1992 and encodes 555 amino acids. Gene Ontology annotation, molecular function: protein binding. Lineage: Eukaryota; Metazoa; Chordata; Actinopteri; Centrarchiformes; Centrarchidae.